UGCUGCUAAGGUCCCUGAGGACGCCCUUCUCGGGUGGAAACGUGGCUUUGCCAACGGCGCGGGCAGAGAUGAGGACAGCGGAGGACUCAAAUGGGACGGUCCUGCACCGCCUGAUCCAGGAGCAGCUGCGCUAUGGGAACCUCACGGAGAACCGCACGCUGCUGGCCAUCCAGCAGCAGGCCCUGCGUGGCAGCGGCGGUAGUGGCGGUGCCGGUGGUGCCGGCAGCCCCCGCUCCUCCCUGGAGAGCCUCAGCCCGGAGGAGAGCCAAAUGGUUCAGCAAUCCACACGGCAGGAGCCCCAGGGCCAGGAGCAUCACUCCGACCACCCCCAGGGCCAGGAGCAUCACUCCGACCACGUCUACUUGGAGAACAGCGUUUAUCGGCUCUGCCAACCCCAGCACAAGGGUGAGGAGCUCCCGACCUACGAGGAGGCCAAGGCGCAUUCCCAGUACUAUGCCUUGCAGCGGGGCAGCCAGCAGCCUGGAGGGGCCAGCCUGGGAAUUUGGGGUGAAAACAGUCCGCGCGGGGCCGAGAGCGGCACCCGACGCCCUGACGAGGGGCUGAAGGACCUGAAGCAUGGCCAUGUGCGGUCGCUGAGCGAGCGGCUGAUGCGGAUGUCGCUGGAGAGGAAUGGGGCCAAAGCACAGAGCCCCAUCAGCGCCUCCCACAGCUACCCUCAGCUCUUCCGCCACCACCAGCUCACUGCCCUCCGAGGGCAGCACCCCGAGGGGCUGGAGCCACGAGGACCCCCCCCGGAGUAUCCCUACGUCAUCCCAUCCCAGGACGCUUACCUGGCCGAACCCCAACCCUGCUCCCGGGAAGGUCCUGGAUUUCAGCAUCCUGAAAUCAGGGUGCUGCCCACCCAUGUCCCCACCACUUUCCUGCCGCCAUCGGGUGCCCUGUGCCCAGGCACGCUAGGUCCCGCCAGUGUGGAGGCACUGGUGAGCGUCCAGGCGGUCUCGGCCAGCAGCCGCCUGGCCCGGGCAGACGCAGUCCUGCGGGAGAACGAGAGGCUCCAGCGGGAGAGUGAGAAGCUGCGGCGGGAGCUGGAGAGCUGCGCCGAGAAGGCGAGCCGCAUCCAGAAGCUGGAGAGCGAGAUCCAGCGCAUCUCAGAGGAUUAUGAAAACCUUGUCAAGGCGUCUUCCAAGCGGGAAGCCUUGGAGAAAGCCAUGAGGAACAAGAGAGACGGCGAGAUGCGACGGCUCCAGGACUUUAACCGAGACCUCAAAGAGCGGUUGGAAUCGGCGAACAAGCAGCUGGCCAGCAAGACCCAGGAAAGCCAGGAGAGCAACCAGGGCAGCGUGGCCAAACUCCUGGCACAGAGCUAUGAGCACCAGCAGGAGAAGGAGAAGCUGGAACGGGAGGUCUCCCUGCUGCGCAGCGCCAACGAGGACCAGCGGCGGCGGGCAGAGCUGCUGGAGCAGGCACUGGGCAGUGCCCAGGCACGGGCGGCCAAGGCGGAGGCCGAGCUGCGGAAGAAGCGGGCCUACGUAGAGAAGGUGGAGCGGCUGCAGGCAGCCCUGGGCCAGCUCCAGGCCGCCUGUGAGAAGCGCGAGCAGCUCGAGCUGCGGCUCCGCACCCGCCUGGAGCAGGAGCUGAAGAUGCUGCGGGCUCAGCAGAGGCAGGCGGGCACCGCGGGCGGGGGGACGCCGGAGCUGAGUGCUCACACACUCUCUGAGCAGCUGAGGGAGAAAGAGGAGAAGAUCCUGGCCCUGGAGGCUGACAUGACCAAGUGGGAGCAGAAGUACCUGGAGGAGUGCACCAUGCGGCAGUUUGCCAUGGAUGCUGCAGCCACCGCGGCUGCCCAGCGGGACACCACCCUCAUCAGCCAUUCCCCGCGGCAUUCCCCCAACAGCAGCUUCAACGAGGACCUCCUCCUGGCCAGCCACAAGCACCAGGAGAUGGAGAACAGGUUAAAAGCCCUUCACGCCCAAAUCCUGGAGAAGGACGCCGUCAUCAAGGUCCUGCAGCAGCGCUCACGGAGGGACCCCAGCAAAGCUCUCCAGGGCUCCCUGCGGCCAGCCAAGUCCGUGCCCUCCGUCUUCGCCGCCUCUGCUGCCCUGAGCUGGCCAGGGGCUGGCCAGAGUGACCGGUUGGCCGAGGGCAGCUCCCGGGGCAGCACAGCAGGCAAAGCCACUGCCGAAGGGACAGCAGCACCCGCUGCCCUCCCCCUGCCCUCCCACUCCAAGCAUGGCAGCAAGGAUGGCAGCACGCAGACGGACGGGGUGGCCGAGAGCAGCGGCCAGGGUGAGGGCACUGAGUGCCAGGCCGGUUUGCUGGAGAGCUCGGCCGCUGCCAGAGCCCUGGACCUGUCUGACAUGGUGGAGAUCCUGAUUUAAGGCCACCCAGGGGCUGCACACUGGCCCCUCUGCCCUCCCUGCCUGCUGCACAGGCAGAGCCGCCCUGCCUGCACCUGCCUG
Messenger RNA from Aptenodytes forsteri (emperor penguin), 2420 nucleotides. It is a transcript of the gene AMOTL2, whose product is annotated as angiomotin like 2. The transcript is spliced from 10 exons. NCBI's taxonomy places the organism in Eukaryota, Metazoa, Chordata, Aves, Sphenisciformes, Spheniscidae. Gene Ontology annotation, biological process: hippo signaling; angiogenesis; actin cytoskeleton organization. The coding region runs from base 69 to 2339 and encodes 756 amino acids. The record is from RefSeq and is a predicted model, not a curated record. Gene Ontology annotation, cellular component: plasma membrane; bicellular tight junction; cytoplasmic vesicle.